UUUUGCUGGUUGCAAGCAGCAAUCAAGUCGAACUAGAAAAAGAAAAAGAGCCAUGAUCUCAUUGGUGGUAGUUGAAGUUUGUAGUGUCUGGCUCCAUCGCGAUUAACUUUACUUCUGGACUGUUGUUAAAAUGUCUUCGUCGACAACAUUUUCAGGCAGAGACUCUCACAAGCGUGUAACAACUAAGACUAACCCAGGAUUUCUGGAACGAUUAAGUGACACUGCGGGAGGAACGUUUGUUGGUGUUGGACUGUUUUUCCUCUCCAUCCAUAUUCUUUUCACCAAUGAGGGACGGGCUCUGCGGACAGCGUCCUCUCUGGAUGAAGGACUCGCUCAAGUGGUGUCACUAGAAACUUCAGCCAGCCUUGACCUCCAGAACGACAACCGCUUGGUGCAUCUGUCUGCACCACUGCACACUUCAAAGCCUUUACAUGACCCCAACUACAAUGUAGCAGUGCAAGCUGUAAAACUGAAGAGAGAGGUGGAGAUGUAUCAGUGGGUGGAGUACCAGGAGAGCAGAGACUAUCAAGAGAACGGUGAAACUAAAACUGAGACCACAUACACCUACAAUACCGAGUGGAAAACCGAGCUGAUCAACAGUCGCUCUUUUGAUAAAGAAAUUGGUCACCAGAACCCAAGCGCCAUGGCAGUUGAGAGCGUGACUGUUGUAGCUCCUCAAGUCCAAGUUGGACCUUUUACUCUCUCUCAAGGACUGGUAGAAAAAAUUAAUAACUUCCAGACACUGAGCCUAAAGGAUUUGAAUUCCUAUAAGUCGGACCCUUUCUUCACCAUCAGUGAUGAUUAUUUUUAUCACACUCGGCAGCCAAAGAGACCAGAGGUCGGAGAUGUCCGCGUGCAAUUCUUCUUCGCAGGAACAAGUGGUGACACUAUCAGCGUCGUAGCCAAGCAGAAAGGAGAGAAGCUGCUACCUUUCAAAACCAAGUCCGGAGAUGUUUUGGAGAUCUUGUACCUGGAUGAUCUCUCCGCAGAGGAGGUGUUUGCAAAGGAGCAGCAGUCCAACAGCAUGAAGACGUGGGGACUUCGAGCUGCUGGAUGGGCCCUCAUGUUUCUUGCCAUUCAGUUGACCAUGCGCAUCAUCUACACGCUGGUGGACUGGGUUCCUAUCCUCAGAGACCUUGUUUCUGUGGGGCUGAAGAUCUUCGCCUUGUGCGUGUCCUCCUCGCUCUCCCUCCUCACCAUCGCAGCCGGGUGGUUCUUUUACAGACCCCUGAUGGCGGCCGCUCUGGGAGCUUUAGCGUUUCUUCCCAUGCUCCUUGCACGUUCGAAACUCCCAGCCAAAAAGGAACUGUGAUUAAGUGCGAGGCUGAAGCAACAAUGCAAAUGUGGGCUUCAAAAAGACUACUCCGAGGCAAUAAAAGGAACAGUCUGAAAUUCAACCAAAUAUGAUAUUUGCAGACAUUUGCAAGUGUUUUAGCCGAUAAAAUAUAGUUGGGGCACAUAUAUCUUUACUGCAAUACUUUGUUCUUUGUGUAUUCUUCUGUUUGAAAUGUUUCAAGCCACUUUUGAACCAAAAAUAAGACUUUUGUAGCUCCGAGUGUUCGUUUCUCAAGACUUUUAAUGUGGAAUGUGUUGGGCUUUACUUGAAGAUGAAUAAAUAUUGACAUAUAAAAAGGCUCAGAAGAUCCAUUGUGCAA
Messenger RNA from Corythoichthys intestinalis (scribbled pipefish), 1655 nucleotides. Its product is annotated as transmembrane protein 43. The transcript has 12 exons. The record is from RefSeq and is a predicted model, not a curated record. The coding region runs from base 131 to 1312 and encodes 393 amino acids. Gene Ontology annotation, cellular component: nuclear inner membrane; nuclear envelope. Gene Ontology annotation, biological process: nuclear membrane organization; lipid metabolic process. NCBI's taxonomy places the organism in Eukaryota, Metazoa, Chordata, Actinopteri, Syngnathiformes, Syngnathidae.